AUGUCUGUACGACCAAUUUAUGCGCCAAUAGGCGCCGGCAACUUAUCUUUGGCUGAUUUCGCAUCAACGCCUGCUGUAUUUCAGAAGGUACAGCCCCCUGAGCCGUCCGAAGCGGCAGCGGCAUUGAGACGUCUGCUAUCGCAACAGCCGGGCACAACCACCGCGGCGAACACAAGCCUCGAUGAUCGAUCAACUUGCUGGGAAAACGCCCGUCGAAAUUGCAACCAGAAGUUGCAGCUCUGCCUCCAGAAAGUCGCAAUAAUAGCCAAUAAACUCAAUCCAUUUGGGCCUCCGGAACCGCUUCUGACCGACGAAAUGGCUGCUGCAGUCGAUGUAGCGUACAGAGAUGCCCAGGCUACUUACAGGCGACAAACAGAGAAGUGGGAAGCAAGCCACGAAGCAGAGCGGAAAUUUGAGAGGCGGGAGUCAGAGCGACAAGCAUCACUGCGAAGCUCAUCGUCAGCAUCAGAUCGAUCUGGCAGUCCGGAGGCGAAAUCAAUAACCUGGGCGACACAGAUCAAUUGUCCUUGUACGGCUCUCGGAACUAAUGGGAGGAGAGACGGAGAGCUCGUCACAGACCUAAAGAAACGCAAAGAGUCGAGAAACUUCGUCAGCUCAACGAAGACAGGCGUAGGCGCGAAGCACAUGCCGCGUCUUUGGGGCGGCGACGAGUCGAAACGCUUCGUCAGCUCAAUGAAGAGAGGCGUGGGCGCGAAUUACAUGCCGCACCCAUGA
Cyphellophora attinorum is the source of this 735-nucleotide messenger RNA. RefSeq lists its product as uncharacterized. The transcript is spliced from 2 exons. Bases 1 to 735 code for a protein of 244 amino acids. The record is from RefSeq and is a predicted model, not a curated record. NCBI's taxonomy places the organism in Eukaryota, Fungi, Ascomycota, Eurotiomycetes, Chaetothyriales, Cyphellophoraceae.